Darwinula stevensoni is the source of this 2338-nucleotide messenger RNA. The record is from the annotation of a GenBank genome assembly. Lineage: Eukaryota; Metazoa; Arthropoda; Ostracoda; Podocopida; Darwinulidae.
UACAUGACAGUACUAAUCUUCAUGGCUUCCUUUUUAUAGUACUGGAUACUGCUGGCCAAGAAGAAUUCAGUGCCAUGAGAGAGCAGUAUAUGAGGAAAGGAGAUGGUUUUCUCCUUGUUUAUUCCGUGACUGACAAGCAGAGCUAUGAGAACAUCCACAACUUCUACACCCAAAUCCUCAGAGUCAAAGACAGGGACUCCUAUCCAAUGCUUAUUGUUGCAAACAAAGUGGAUCUAGUUCACUUACGGAAAGUGACAGAAGAGCUGGGGAGGGAAAUGGCUGCAAGGCUUGGUGUCCCCUACAUGGAAACAUCUGCAAAAGACCCACCUCUCAAUGUUGAUGCUGCCUUUCAUGAGGUUGUCCGUAUCAUCAGGAACCAGCCGCCUGAAGAUAAAGGUCGCAAGAAACGCAAAACAAGGAAGGGAAAAUGUAAAGUGAUGUAGUUGCACCUAAUGUGGGAGUUGGCUCUAUGGUUGUUCAUAAAUCUCAGUGAGAGUGUGUCAAUAUCCCACAUAUUCCAAGAUUAGGGAUGUGUUCAGGGAUGCUUAGAGAGGAUCCUGCUGUACAUUCAAGGUAUGAAUCUUGGUAUAGAGGUAGUGAGCAUCUGCAUACAAUUGAAAGGUUAGGUUGAUUUUCACAUAGCUGGUGAGCAAAAAGACUGAAUGAAGCUUCUCAGUGAAACUGUUUUGAUGCAUGGAUCUAAUCAUUGUUGUAUCUUCUGAUCUCAGAAUGGAACGAGUCAGCUGCUAGGUUUGUGUGAUUUGGCAUUGGCUGCGAUCUCUCAAAUUUAAAUUCAUUUGAUUCACAUGUGGUAUUUAUGGGCAUUGCUGUGGCAUAAUUAUGCAUGUGAUCUGUCACAAGGAACAAAUUGUCCAAUAAAUAGGAGUGGUGAUGCCAAGAUAGGAAAUACUGGAUUUCCAUAGGUAAUGCUUUUGUUGGAGUCACAAUAUAGAUUUGAUAGAAAUUGGUAUAUCAGGGUCUCACUAUUUCUGGCUUUAACAUGCUUGCACUAAUGUUAGGUUUGUCAGAGGGUUUGAGUGAUUGAGUCUGCAGCAGAUGUUUCUAAAGUACAAAGUAAGUCAUGAUGUCAUUGUUUCACUUGAAAUGCUGGUAUGAAUCAGUUUUUUUAUUCAUUGAUAUUCAUGCAUUGGAGUCUCAAAUUCAAUAUCAUACCGUCAAGAAUGCAUGCCAACUGUUGGUAAUGACUGUAGUGCUCUUCAGAAUAUUGGCCAUGUUGCUGUGGAUAUCCAGUAAGGCUGGAUAUCCAUAUCUUGAUAUCUGAAGAAUUCAUGAUUGUGUAGGUCAUGGCACCUUUUAUUUAAAUUUGGCAUCACCUAGGGUAGUUAUUAUAUGCUUUGUAUCAUAAUCUUUAUCCUCUGCCAUGUUGACGCAGGCAGUGACAGUCUGGAGAUUUACUAGUCCUGUGAUCUUGUUUUAUGUCUUGUCAAGAAGUUUCAUGUGAUGAGGCCAAUUUCUAAAGGGUUUGGUGAUAUCUCAGUCUAUUGAUUACUUAUGGGCAGUGAAUGAAGACUUCAUUGUGUAGUUGAGAAAAAUAUUUACUUAGCAAACUCUGUGGAUUUUAAAGAAAGUACUUUCAGGGAUUCUGCAGUGCAGGAUAAUCAACUUCACUAAUUUAAGUGGUGGUUCCACAUAAGAUUGCUUUUAGCACCUUCCAUUCUUAUUUUUUUUUAAAAUGUAUGUGGCAUUCAUAUGGUAACAUGAUUUAAGGCUAGCAGAAAGAAGGACCUUUGUUUCCUUUUCAUUUAGCUCACAUUGGGCUACAUAAGCUGCUUUCAUCAUACUAGGGAUUCCAGGGAAUGACUUGAUGUGUGUUGAUGUUGUGAUGCUCUUGCUUUGAAAAGAUUUUUGCUUAUAUAAGGUUGAGAAUUUUUCAGACGAUAGAUAUGGCUGACGUUGAUGAAUUGAUUUUUCUGGAUCACAUGGAUUCAGGAGAGAUACGUAUCAAUGGGGACAGAGAGGGAGACUCUUGACAUGUCAUAUUCCUGCUUAUGACAUUGUUUCUUAUUUUGCUGGCUCAACCUUGUACUAUAUUGUUAAUUUUUUGAAGCAUUCAAUUUGAAGUGCUGAUGGUAUUUUAUCCAUCAAUGGGCCUUUUUUUCAAGCAGAUGCUUUUUCUUUUUAACUGUGAUACCCAACUUUCUUUCUGUCUUUCAAUGUAUUGCCCAAUAUAGUAUUUAACACAUACAUGUAUGGUUGUUUGUUUUGCAUAUGUCCUUGCACGGCAACACUGUACACAUUUGCAAGGAGAGAAUGAUACACAAGUGCUUCUCUUGAAGUUUGUUCUGUGCUCAACAUUAUUUGAUGUGUAAUAAAGGAC